Messenger RNA from Acipenser ruthenus (sterlet), 1468 nucleotides. Its product is annotated as ras-related protein Rab-7a-like. Gene Ontology annotation, biological process: endosome to lysosome transport; phagosome-lysosome fusion. NCBI's taxonomy places the organism in Eukaryota, Metazoa, Chordata, Actinopteri, Acipenseriformes, Acipenseridae. The transcript is spliced from 6 exons. Gene Ontology annotation, molecular function: GTP binding; GTPase activity. The record is from RefSeq and is a predicted model, not a curated record. Gene Ontology annotation, cellular component: phagocytic vesicle; lysosome; late endosome. The coding region runs from base 266 to 886 and encodes 206 amino acids.
CCCCCGUGACAGGCAGCCCACCGCCAUAUUGAGAACAAAAACUGUCAACACCGGGAGAGAGACAGAAAAAGAGAUAUCGCGAGUCAGUCUGGGAUGGUUUUUGUUUUAAAUUCAUAUUGUCGUUACAACAACAACAACAGUUAUAAUAAUAUAAUAACUGGACACUGAGUGGUCUUGGUUAAUUUAGCACACGGACCGCUGCUGACAACACAGCCGGUGAGCAACAAGCAACAUACGAGCUCCACGCCGACAGUAGAUUCUCAUCAUGGCCUCCAGAAAGAAGGUGCUCCUGAAAGUGAUUAUCCUGGGAGACUCGGGUGUUGGAAAGACCUCUCUCAUGAACCAGUAUGUCAACAAGAAGUUCAGUAACCAGUACAAAGCCACAAUCGGAGCGGACUUCCUGACCAAGGAGGUGCUAGUGGACGACAGGCUGGUCACAAUGCAGAUCUGGGACACGGCUGGGCAGGAGCGUUUCCAGUCUCUGGGCGUUGCGUUCUAUCGCGGGGCUGACUGCUGCGUGCUGGUGUUCGACGUCACGGCUCCGAACACCUUCAAGACUCUGGACAGCUGGAGAGACGAGUUCCUGAUCCAGGCCGGGCCCCGAGACCCAGAGAACUUCCCAUUCGUAGUGCUGGGGAACAAGAUCGACCUGGAGAACAGACAGGUGCCGUUGAAGCGUGUUCAGGCGUGGUGUCAGAGCAAGAACAACAUCCCGCACUUCGAGACGAGCGCCAAGGAGGCGAUCAACGUGGAGCAGGCCUUCCAGACCAUCGCCAGGAACGCACUGAAACAGGAAUCUGAAGUCGAGACGUACGACUUCCCAGAUCAGAUCAAACUGGACAGAAACGACCAGCCGAGAGCUUCGAGUGAGGGGUGCAACUGCUGAGUGAGAGAGAGAGAGAGAGAGAGAGAGGAGAGAGGAGGGAGGGAGGGAGGGAGGGAGGGGGGGAGGACUGUAAUCUUCUGUGAAACCCCUCCAUCUCCAGACAAAUAAUUAAUUAAAAUAAAUAAAUAAAUAAAUAGUAACACACACAGAGAGUGAGAGAGAGAGAGAGAGAGACACUCUUUCCCCUUAAAGAAACCCAUAAUCUCGCUCAGACUUCGGACCAUCUCAGUACUUUUGUGGCUAAACUGACUUCCCCUUUAAGGAGGUUACGAGCUGUUUAAUUAGGGUUGUUUGUUUAUUAUUGUUAUUAUUAUAAUAAUUAGGUUUUUUUUGUUGUUUUGUUUAUUGAAUCUGUUGCCAAAUAACUUUAAAAUGAAAACGAAUAUCUGAAAUUUCUGUCCUUUUUAAAGUUAUUGACAUAAUUUCUUAGUCUUAACGGUUCAGCACUUCCUUGUGCGAGUGCCGUAGCCUCGCCAGGAGAACGAAACACACUCUCAACACGAUUAGAGGGAGAGACCCGACACUUAGAAACACACAUUAUAUUAUAUUGUAUUAUUUUAUUAUAAACGCUGUAUAAAAACA